Messenger RNA from Blepharisma stoltei, 2952 nucleotides. The record is from the annotation of a GenBank genome assembly. NCBI's taxonomy places the organism in Eukaryota, Ciliophora, Heterotrichea, Heterotrichida, Blepharismidae.
AUGGCGAGAUAUAGAAAUCCAAAAUCAUCUUCCACAAAUGAAGUUUAUUCUAUUAUAUCAACUCUAUCUAAGGCUGAGAAUUUAAACCUUGCUGUCCAGUGUAUUCAAAAUGUGGCUCAAGAAUUCCAGGAAAAUGAUCAAGAAGAGCCAGCUCCAAGUGUGAGAAAAUAUAUUUCAUAUGUACGUCGGUCAUAUGCAGGGCCGGAAAAUCAGUUAGACCGAGAAGACUCGGAAGGCUAUAGCGAGUCUUCUUCUUCAUAUAAAUUUAGUGAAAGUCGGCCACCAAGUCGAACUGAUGGGUCAACCUUUCAUAGCGAGUCUAUAGGCUAUGCUGAUGAUUCUAUUGAAUACAAAGCUAUGGUUUUCUCACACUCCAUUACUAAAGUAUACCGUGAGCACAGUUUUAGAUCGAUCUGAGAACCCCCUUUCACCUCCCCCCGUCCCUUGACGGUUUCAGCUUUAUUGAAAUCUACAAAUUGAAUUUGACUUGUCAAAUCCUUAGUGAGGGACUUGUCAUUUUGAAUUAACAAUUUCGUUCAAACUGAAACCGUCAGGGGGGUGGGGGAGGGGAGGGGGAGUUUCAGGUCGAGCCAUACUUGUUCUGAAGGUAUAAUGAGGAGACGUUAUAAUCACAUUUUUAAGCUUGUAGUUCAUCCUUUGUUUGAAAAAAAUCAAAUUAAUCUGCUAAUUUCCAUUGAAUUAUUGAGAAAUAUUUGAUUUUUUUUUGGCUUUUUAUGAACUUUUUUAAUUGUUGUUUAAUAUUUAAAUAAAAACUUUUAUUCAACAAUUUUUUAAAUUAAUUAAUAGUAAUGUCAUAAAAUUCAACAUCAUGAAAUUAUUUGCUAGACACCUUAAACACUUAAUUUAAUAUAAAUAUAAAUUCUAAUAAUUUAAUAAUCUAUGCUCAAUUAAUAACGAAAAAUAAGCGUCAGUUAUUAAAUAGCGGAGUAAGGAUAAAGUCUCAUCGUACACAUGUUCACAAAAAAUUCAAAAAAAUUAAAUUAACACCUUCAGAAAAAAAGAAUAUUCUGACUGAAUCAAUAAAACGAAUGGUGAUGUCAACUAAAAUUCACUUAGAUCAGGAUGCUUUAUAUAGAUGAUAUUUUCAAAGUGUAAAAUCCCAUGUUUAUGUCCCAAAAUUUAAAGUUUUACCCCAUUCACGAUUAACAUCAGGGGUUGGAGUUUUAGAUCAUAUCAUUCGCUGUGGAACUUUAAGGUACCAUGGGCUUAUGAAGGAAUUUCUUAUCAAAUGAAAGGCAAAUACUCGAAUAUUUUAUGAUAAAAUUGAUGAAAUUCAAAACCACAAGAGUGCAAUGAAAUGGCUAAAAAAACUUAGUUGAGCAAGCGUACAUUUUUAUAACACAAAUGCCUAUUUAAGCGUGUGUGAAGGUUUUUUUAGAUGAAAACAGCUAGUACUUGAGGACGAAAUUAAUGAAACUAAGCGAAAAUACGAAGAUUAUGUAUCGUCUGCACAAAAUGUAGCACUUUUUGGAUUAUCAAAAAUAAUGAUAUUUAAAAAAAAAAGCUAUUUUGAUGAUAUAAAGCAGAGAUCGUUUAAACUGACGAUUCUGAGAUGCAAGCUUCAGCAUUUGUUACAUUUAAUCAAAAAAAGUUUGAGAACUUGGCUUAUAAGAAUGAAAAAGCCCAAAGUUUCACAAGAGACUAAUGGAAAAUCACAUUUACAGAAUUUAGCACAUAUUGUUAGGUAUAACAUAAAAACAGCAUUUUUUAAAUGGAAAUCAUUGCACAAAGAUGAUGCUUUGUUGAGUUCUGAAAGAUUUAAAUUCAGAAAAACAAUUUUAUAGCAUUUGUUUUUUAAUUUUGACUAUCUUCUCAUAAUAAAAUAUUCUAUUUUUAACUAAAAUAAUUUUAUAAUAUAAAUGCUAGUAUUUAGAUUAAUCAUUAUCAAUAUACGAAAUUUAAAUUUUAUAUUAAACAGAGAUCUCUUAAGAGCUUUUGAAACAUGAAAAAGCCCAGAAUACAUUGAAGAGGUAGAAGAAAUUGAAACUGUCACAAGGAAUGUUGUAACAAGAGUCGAUGAGGUUAUUGCAGUGAAAAUUUUCACACCAAAGCAAAAAGCGUUUACUUCAUUGGAGUAUAUGGAAGAGCACAAAGCAGAGCCAUUAAAAAAAUCACAUAAAAUUAUUAAAGCAGCUCUAAGAAACUUAGAUCAUAUUCUUAUGAUCUGUGUUCUUCAGGCAUGGACAAAAUGAAAUCAGCAAGUUUCUGGGUCUUUUAUUGAAUUUCCUAAACAACAAAAAAUAAUAAAGUUCGCGUCUUAUCAGCUUUCCUAUAAGCCUCUGUGCAGAAUUGAAUCUUCACUAAAUCUUGACAAGUCUUUUGUGUACUCAGGAGAAAGUUUUUAUAAUUCAACCCUUGACACUUCGAGCUUUUUAAAAAAUGUUAAUCAAGAAGAGUGCCCAGAAGGCCUAAGUCAAAUUGUAUCUUACCUGUUUAACGUCAAAUUGCAAAAAUCUUCCCUUUCUAAGGUCACCUUCUUUGCAUGGCAGGCAAAAUCACAAGAAAGAAACCUCAAAAGGAAAAAUCUUCAUACACUUAUCAAAAUUAUAGAAAAUUACCUUACUCCCCCCUCCGUGAGUGAACAAAAACCAUUAGAAAAAUCCCUAUUUUUUGCCUAAAAACCCACCCUCCGUGAGUGAACAAAAAUUUUUUUUAAUAGAAAAAGUUUUUAUGAAAAAUUUUGAUAUAUAAGUGAUAAUUAUAUAAUGAAAUCUCUGGCUAAUUCUGUUUAAUUUUAAGCAAGUUGCGUUUUAAAACAUAAAUUUUAUAAAUUAAAUUAAUAUUUGCUUUCCAAUUUUUGCGAAUUAGAUUUUUUUUAAAAAAAAAAUUAACCCCCACCGUGAGCAAACAAAAUUUUUUUGUUCGCUCACGGAGGGAGGAGUUAGGAAAACAGAAAGAAAAUUCUUUGAAAAAUGGGUGAGUAUUGCGUAA